AUGGCAUCGUCAUCAUUGCCCAAUUCUGCAAGAAAUCUGCCCGAUGGAGAGGCCUAUGAAGAGAAAAAUGUACAUGAAGUGUAUCAACAGAUAGCAGAACACUUCUCCUCGACCCGUUACAAGCCAUGGCCGAUUGUGGAACGCUUCCUCAAAGGGUUGGCACCAGGGUCCAUUGGUCUUGAUGUGGGGUGCGGCAAUGGCAAGUACUUGUCUGUAAAUAAGGACGUCUUUAUAGUCGCCUCGGAUCGCUCCGAGAAUCUCGCCCGGAUCGCCGUCAAACACCAGCCCCAUUCAGCUAUCGUGGCGGACAUCCUGAAUCUGCCACAUCCAGAUUCAUUAUUCGAUUUCGCCAUCUCAAUUGCUGUUGUACACCAUCUGUCCACACCUGAAAGAAGAAUUCAGGCUAUCCACGAAAUACUCCGCACUUUGAAACCUGCCUCUAUUAAAUCUUCCGGAGGCAGAGUCCUGCUGUAUGUCUGGGCUUUGGAACAAAAGACCAGCCGCAGGGGUUGGGACAAAGGCGACAAACAGGACGUAAUGGUUCCCUGGGUCUUGAAGUCCAAGCCUGCCAAUGGUAGCCCUGACGAUGAGCCGAAGACUUUCCACCGAUAUUAUCACCUCUAUGAGGCAACAGAACUGGAACGCGACAUUGAGAGAGCAGGCGGUCGUGUUCUGGAUUCAGGCUAUGAAAAAGACAACUGGUGGGCGAUUGCGACACGAUCAGAUGAGUAG
Aspergillus udagawae is the source of this 732-nucleotide messenger RNA. RefSeq names its product tRNA (carboxymethyluridine(34)-5-O)-methyltransferase. Bases 1 to 732 code for a protein of 243 amino acids. The record is from RefSeq and is a predicted model, not a curated record. NCBI's taxonomy places the organism in Eukaryota, Fungi, Ascomycota, Eurotiomycetes, Eurotiales, Aspergillaceae. Gene Ontology annotation, molecular function: tRNA binding; S-adenosylmethionine-dependent methyltransferase activity. Gene Ontology annotation, cellular component: cytoplasm; nucleus. The transcript has 3 exons. Gene Ontology annotation, biological process: tRNA wobble uridine modification.